Messenger RNA from Chinchilla lanigera (long-tailed chinchilla), 4229 nucleotides. RefSeq names its product ankyrin repeat and MYND domain containing 1 (gene Ankmy1). Gene Ontology annotation, molecular function: protein binding. NCBI's taxonomy places the organism in Eukaryota, Metazoa, Chordata, Mammalia, Rodentia, Chinchillidae. The transcript has 16 exons. The record is from RefSeq and is a predicted model, not a curated record. Bases 219 to 3149 code for a protein of 976 amino acids.
GUGUCUAGACGCAAACACCGCAGCCGUGCACAGGGUGCCCCCUCUUCCACUCUAUUCUGUCAUUGUACAAGGCCUAGCUUUGCAGCCAGGCGGGUCUUGAUUAAGUCCUAGCCCGGUAUCUCGGCAGUGUCUCGGCAGAGAGCUCUCUCCUCCAGGUGUGUGAGGCACCUGGCCCGGGGCCCCACGGCAGCGCACAGGCAGGGAGAGGGGGCUGGCGCAUGAGCAGAAGGGGUGGGCGGGGCCGAGUCGUUUCCAGGGAGACCCGAUGGCUCCGGCGGCCUGGUCUUGAGCUAAGGAGACUCCGGCACGGUUGGGGGCGCGCUCUCCGAGCCCUAAGCCCUGGUGCAGCCUGCAGGAUUUCUGAGGACGCGUGGUGGUCCCGGGCUUCGCCUCCAGGUUGGGAGAGGACAGACAUGAAAAGGGAUUGUUCCUCCACCACCCCGGACUACAGCUCCACAGGCCCGCUGGAGGAGCAGACCGGCCAGCCCCCUGCUGCGGAGGACCCCGGGCGCCCGGACAGCUGUGGCCUCGUCACUGCAAGGAAUGGACCAGUGUCCCAGGAGGAGGAGGCUGAGGAGUCUGGGGGGUGCCUGAGUGAGCAGCACCUGAAGGUGGCCCCCAUCCAGCUGGUCCGAGGUGUGCAGACCUGGCCGGACGGCUGUGUCUACCAGGGAGAGUUUGGGCUCAAUGUGAAGCUUGGGUAUGGCGAGUUCUCCUGGCCCACAGGUGAGGCCUACCGUGGGCAGUUUUACCGUGACCACUGCCACGGCCUGGGCACCUACACGUGGCCGGACGGCUGCAGCUUCACUGGCACCUUUUACCUCAGCCAGCGGGAAGGCUACGGCAGCAUGAGCCUGAAGACGAGGCUCUUCCAGGGCCUGUAUAAAGCGGACGUACGAUUUGGGCCCGGCGUCGAGACCUACCCCGAUGGUAGCCAGGACGUGGGGCUGUGGUUCCGCGAGCACCUCAUCAAGCUGGCCACGGAGAUGCCCGGCAGCUUCUCAGUGCGCAGCUACCCGGAGUUCUCCGCCUUCCUCACACGCUCACGGGACAGGAUCAGCCUCUCAGACCAGGAGAGAGCGGAGUGGGGCCCACCUGAGGGGCAGGACCCCUUCUUUUAUGAGUAUAAGCGCUUUCUCCUGAAUGAUAACCUGACGCUGCCCAUGGAGAUACAGGUCUACUCAACUGAUUACUGCCACCUGCCCAUGACAAGCUCUUUCCGCAGAGAGCUGGACGCCCACAUCUUUAUGGAUGGCAUCCCGCCAUUUGUCGACGAUGGGGAACCCUGGUUUAUAAUGAACGAAACACCUUUAUUGGUCAAAAUCCAGAAGCAGGCAUAUAAGUUCAGGAACAAGAAAGCUCACACCAACUGGAACAUGGGCGCCAUCUUGGAGGGGAACCGCAGUGGCUUUGCAUGCAGUGGGCCCAAGGAGCAAUUUUCCCAAGAGAUGAUCUUGAAGGCCGAGGAAGGGGACUACGACUGGAUUUAUGGGAUUCUGAAGGACAAUCUUGCCUAUGCUGAUGUGGCUGAUUCAAAGGGCUAUUCUGUGCUUGCUGCAGCCGCGGUGCACUGCCACAAUGACAUCGUCAGCCUUCUCCUGGACCACGGGGCCAACGUGAACGGGUUCACAGAUGAGGGCCUCACACCACUCAACAUGUGCUUCCUCCUCUACUACCCCAGUGAGUCCUUCAAGCCCAACGUUGCUGAGAGGACCAUACCCCAGGAAAAUCCAAAGUCCCUUCUCAUCCCCAAAUCUUCGCCCUUGUGUGUGGAGACGAACGUGCAGUCCACCUACGAAAUAGUGGAACCCACCCCAGCCAGCAGGGAGCAGAAGCCACCGUCAAGCCCCUCGGGCAGCCAGGAGGAUGGGCCAGCCUUGAGUGCUUGGCAGUCUUUGGAGUCCAGCUCCCCUUCGGGACAGGGCACUCUCAGUGACAGGGAGAGAGGGCAGGAGGACACGUCAGGAGGCCCGGAAGCGUCCACCGUGUGUAGUGAGGUGCACUUCGACUCCAACCUGUGUGUGCACAACUACUCCAUCCGGCUCUCGAGGGACAUGCUGGAGAAGAGUGCCCAGGUCUACAGCACGCUGCAGAGCCCUGCUGUCCCGGACAAGGGCACCAUGAGGAGGAUGGCGUGGUCCAUGGUCGAACACAGGUGCCGGUGGCUGACCAUCAAGCUGCUUCUGCACCGAGGCGCAGACCCCAACCUGUGCAGUGUGCCCAUGCGAGCCCUGUUCUUCGCCGUGAAGGCCGGGGAUGUGGAUGGGGUGCGGUUGCUGCUGGAGAGCGGGGCCAGGACCGACAUCCGGUACCCGCCCCAGCUGAGGGCCCUGACCCCGCUCCACAUCGCUGCCGCCCUCCCAGGGGAAGAGGGCGUCCGGAUCACAGAGCUGCUGCUCCACGCCAUCACUGAUGUGGACGCCAAGGCGGCUGACCAGGACGAGCUGUACAAGCCGGGCAAGCUGGAGCUGUUGCCCUCAAGCCUGAAGCUCAGCAAUGAGCCAGGCCCACCCAGCAUCUACUACACGGUGAGCACGCGCGUCGUGGAGGAGGGCGGCAGGACGGCCCUGCACGUGGCUUGCGAGCGGGAGGACAACAACAAGUGUGCCAGGGACGUUGUGCAGCUCCUUCUCUCCCAUGGGGCGGAUCCCAACCUGCUGUGGAGCGGCCACUCCCCACUCUCCCUGUCCAUCGCCAGUGGGAACGACCUGAUCGUGAAGGAGCUCCUGUCCUGCGGAGCUGACCCCAACCUGCCCCUGACCAGAGGCCUGGGCAGUGCCCUGUGCGUCGUCUGUGACCUGGCCUACGAGCAGCAGAGGAGCACGGACAGCAAGAUCAUGCUGAUUGACCGGCUCCUGAGCCAUGGGGCCGACAUUCUGAAGCCGGUGACGCUCGUGCAGGCUGACAAGAUGGCAGUGGGCACAGCGGUGGACUACGGCUACUUCAAGUUCUUCCAGGACCGGAAGAUUGCCCACUGCCCCUUCCACGCGCUGUUGCCGGCGGAGCGGGAGACCUUCCUGGCCCGGAAGAGGCUCCUGGAGCACAUGGGCUUGCAGCUGCGGCGUGCUGUGCUUGCCAAGGAGCGGCAGUGGGACAGGAAGGCAAUGUCCCAGAGCAGAAAACAGCAGAGCAGUACACGCCACUGGUGAGAGCAGCUGGGAAGAGAUGGCAGAUCCUUGGAGACCUGGCCAGGGAGGAUAGGGAGAGAGUGCGGGGAGAGGCCAUGCCGGCCAGGAACAGAUCGCAAACAUGACCGCUGGACUUUGCCCUUGAAAAUCUGUGGUUUGCUUGGUUCUGUCUGGGCCGGGGUGCAUGUCCCAGGACAUUUUAUAAAGUCAUGGCGUAGUCAGCCCUUGGUCAGCAGAGCCAAUAUCUGGGCGUGGCUGUGAGCAGAGACAGAGCGAUCUCCCCGAGCACUGUCGCCCAUGGCCCAGGUUGUAGGCCUGCGGAGCAGUGCCAGGAGCCCAUGCUGGGGUGGGGAGGUACAGACAGUGCCCUGCCAGGGCCAGGGUGGCUGAGGAGACCCAAUGAGGCAUGCUGCAGUGGACUUCCUCCAGUGUCACUGCCGCGAAUCCCAGGAGAGCGUGGCCCAGGCAUGGGGCGGCAGGUGGGGCAAAGAACAGUCUGCAGAGGGACACCAGGGCCCAGGUUGGAGAGGAAGAGGCUUUGGAGGAGCCGUCACAACUGUACUGAGAGAAGGGAGGGGAAAUGGUGGUGUGCAGCCGGGGCGUCUGAGGGACACAGAGGAGGCACUCUGGAGCUGUCAGUGCGUUGCGGCCGGGGCUCCGAGGCAGUGGGGAUGCAGCAGAGGGACACUGGGGGCGCUGGCCUUGGGCCGCACACUGCGAAGAGGUCGAGCCGCACAUCCCAGAGAUCAAACCUCUCGGUGAAGUGUAGGGAGCACAGCAGGCGAGAGAGAAAGGUCAAGAGCCCUGUCUAAAUCGUGUCAUCCCCUCGGGGUUGCGGGCCGCCCCAGGCUUCCUCGGAUGUCCGUUAGCUCAGGUGUCACUCCGCAAGCAGACGAUGGCCGGCAGCCUGGGUGGUGGGCGUCAAGGCGGGAUGGUGAAGUAGUCCUCAAGUGGUUGCGGAGGGGCCGGGAGCUGGGCCAGGCCCAAGAGAGUCUGGUGCCACCUAGUGGCCUUUCUGGGGGCUGUGGGGGCUCUGAGUAGGCGGGUGGCCCUGCUGUUGUGGCUGCCCCUCCGCACGGCACUGAUGCUGGCCUCUCUGUG